Messenger RNA from Mesorhabditis spiculigera, 921 nucleotides. NCBI's taxonomy places the organism in Eukaryota, Metazoa, Nematoda, Chromadorea, Rhabditida, Rhabditidae. The record is from the annotation of a GenBank genome assembly.
AUGUACGCCAAGCUACUCUCUGAUCUCAAUUUUAACGUCGGAAUGAUACGCGAGGCCAAGCUUCGGGCUCAAAAUGGACUCCCAACUUUUGUAUAUCUCACGGAACACUUUAACAAGGCCAUCUAUCCGGAGGGUUAUGAGGUGACAGGUGCCACACACGUCUCCGAGCUCCCAUAUAUUUUCGAAAUAUUUCCUAGUGGGAAAUUUGCUAUUAAUGGCGAUACCGUGGAAGAAAGUGUCAACAAAAUUUUCCAACAAACGAUGAUCAACUUCGUAAAAACUGGGCGACUAUUGGCACUGCUGUCCGUCACCCUUGUCCACGUUGCGUUUGCAACGGCCGGCGGAGACAACGGUGACACGUGUGACACGAAUCAGUGCAAGACGCUAGACUCGGGCGGCUUCUUGUACGAAUGCUUCUGCACGACCUGUGACACUUCCACCAGCACUUGCGCUGCGCCAACGACCGCUGCCGUCGUGACCACCCAGGCCGCAGCUGUCACUACAGCUGCUGCAGGUACCACCACCAAGGCCGCUGCCGCUACCACUGCUACCACUGCUAAGGUCACCGCCGCCCCCGUUGCUACCACCAAGGCCGGUGCCAGCUGUGGCGUUGACAACUCGAAUUGCGCCACCUGGGUCAGCAACGGCUUCUGCACGUCCACCUCCUACACGGCCGCCCAAAAGCUGCAGUACUGCCCCAACUAUUGCAACCAGUGUGGCGCUACUACCACCAAAGCCACAACGGUGAAGACAACAGUCAAGACCACGGCGAAAGUGACGGUUAAGGCCACGACCGCCAAGUUGUGCCCGGCUGACACGAAUGCCAACUGCGCGACGUGGGCCGCCAACGGCUUCUGCACAAACCCCGGCUACACGGCCGCCCAGAUUGCCUCCUACUGCUCGCGCACCUGCAAAACCUGC